Molecule: messenger RNA, 1002 nt
Organism: Mustela lutreola (European mink)
Lineage: Eukaryota; Metazoa; Chordata; Mammalia; Carnivora; Mustelidae
Product: olfactory receptor 10V1-like
Exons: 1
Coding region: 1-1002 (333 amino acids)
Biological process (GO): G protein-coupled receptor signaling pathway
Cellular component (GO): membrane
Molecular function (GO): olfactory receptor activity; G protein-coupled receptor activity
Source: RefSeq, a predicted model, not a curated record
AUGGAAGAGGAAAACCAGACAGGAGUGGUCUACUUCCACUUCCACCCUUUCUCAACGGACCCAGCAGUGGCUCGCCUCAUAUUUGUGGCCCUCUUGCUGUUGUUCUUAGGAAGUCUUGUUGGAAACAUCACCAUUGGGCUCACCAUCUGGAGAGAUCACUCCCUCCAUACCCCAAUGUAUUUCUUCCUUUUUGUUCUGGCCAUGCUGGAAAUUGGCUACUCUACCAACAUUGCUCCCCUGACUCUCGCUAGCGUCCUUUCCAUGGGGCAGAUGCUUAUCUCCCUCCCAGCCUGUCGGACCCAGAUGUUCUUCUUCGUCCUUCUUGGAGGGUCUGACUGUGUCUUGCUUGCUGUCAUGGCCUACGACAGGUACGUGGCCAUCUGUCACCCACUGCAUUACAAGCUCAUCGUGAGUUGGCAGCUCUGUGGGCAGAUGACUUUAGGUUCUCUGGGGCUGGGAUUCCUGUUGUCACUGCCUUUGACCAUUCUGAACUGCCGCCUUCCAUUCUGUGGCCACAAUGAGAUCUACCACUUCUUCUGUGACAUGCCUGCAGUCAUGCGCCUGGCCUGUGCAGACACCCAUGUAUAUGAGGCUGUUGUCUACGCCAUUGGUGUGGCCGCCGUGGCUGUCCCCUUCCUCCUUAUCUGCCUCUCCUACAGCUGCAUCAUGGCCACCCUCCUGAGGAUGAAUUCAGCUAAGGGAAAGCAUCGGGCUUUCUCCACCUGUUCCUCCCACCUCAUCGUGGUUCUCCUGCAGUAUGGGAGCUGCACUCUUAUCUACCUUCGCCCCAGGUCCAGCUACUCUCCAGAAGAGGGCCGGGCAGUGUCUGUUGUCUACACCUUUUUUUCACCAUUGCUAAACCCUUUGAUCUACAGCAUAAGGAAUCAAGAGGUGACUGACGCAGUAAGAAGACUUUCGGCAAGAAUGUGCUGGUUCAGGAAACCAGAAAUAUUCCUUGCUAGAAAAAAUAUUGCCCAAACCAGGAGGAGCAGCAUGAUCUGA